Molecule: messenger RNA, 5273 nt
Organism: Ylistrum balloti
Lineage: Eukaryota; Metazoa; Mollusca; Bivalvia; Pectinida; Pectinidae
Product: somatomedin-B and thrombospondin type-1 domain-containing protein-like
Exons: 4
Coding region: 426-1292 (288 amino acids)
Source: RefSeq, a predicted model, not a curated record
GAAGUUUAAUUGCCUGUUAAGUUUUACCGAGCGACUUGCUGUGUGUGGUGUUCGCUUGUUUGGCUUUGAGACGCCCCCUGAAGGAUCAGAGCCGUGUUGGUUUCUCAUUCCGUGACAGACAGCCGGGCCGUUGAGAAGGAAGGCUACCAGUACGCAGGAAAUUACCGUGCCCCCUCCCCGAGUUUGCAGUGUCGUGUCCCAGGCAGGCAAGUUUGGAACGUGUAUCCUCACGGAGAUUUUAUCAGUCUCAAAGCGGAGUGGAAUUUCAAAAAAUAAAAAAGUUGCGGUUUUCUCUCGUUCAUCACUUUGUGAAUUUUGCUAAAUAGAGCGUUUUCAGGAUUAACAAAACUUAUGAAAAAGUGAGAAACGCUAGAGAAAGCAGCCAUAUUCUUAUAGCAUCGGAAGUACUUAUAUAAACGUUAAACAUGGAAUCCUUUGUAAAUAUUUUGUGUUUGGUUGUGAUCCUGUGUGCACUGUCUUUUUGCGAGGGGGCUUACGGGGGUUGUAAGGAGGCUGGCUUUUGUUGCGACGGAAAAAACAUCACAUGUCACGUCGUUAUGGGCAACCCACGGUUUCCAAGGAGAUGUUACUGUGACAGUUACUGCCAGGAAACCAAUGACUGUUGUCCUGACUACACAUCCCAUUGUAAAGACGGCAAGGAUAAAGUUCCAGUGAAUUGUGAAGUAGGAUUAUGGGGAAAGUGGAGUGAAUGUGAAUCUCCUUGUGGGCUGGGACGUACAGAACGCAGCCGCCAAAUCCUCGUCACUCCAAAAAAUGGUGGUAAAAUUUGUCCAAAACUCCGACAAAAACGGAGAUGUAUGGGAAAGCGGUGCUGGGAAGUUCAAGACGUGACAUAUCAAGGACAGGAAUUACAAGAAAUAGGAAAAAUUCUCCCAGCUGAGUUUGGAAUUUUCAGGACCGACAAACAGUAUGACCCAAAUCAGGACAUCAGGAAAAAUCUCUUUUCUAGAGUCAGUAAUGAGGUUCCUGUCCGACCAGCUUACUGCAGCCAUUACAAGAUUGUGGAGUCGAACCGUCACUGUAACACAACCGACUUUGGUAAAACAUGGGCCAACAAACUUCAGCCAGGAAACAAAGUGUGUGUGGAGUGUCAACCCUUCGCCAUGGACAAAGAGGCAGGUCUGCGUUGUAAAGGACAUGGAGUGUACCGUCGACCAACUCACUGGAAGGCCCUGGACGUACAUCAUUGUCAUGGCAAAUGGAUAAUGGAAGAAAUUCAUAGUCCCUGUACUUGUAAUGUUUACGGGGACAGCGAUUUCAUCCUUGUCUAACUCCAGGAUUGGGCCUAUUCCAAUCGUUUUUAUUGCCUGUAAAUCUCUCACAUAUGAUUGUGAUAUUAAAUUUCUGAGUUGAUAUGACUGACUCCAAACAUGACCAUAUUUGGAACAUUGUAUGAAAAGCCAUAUAAAUUAUAUAUAUACUGUUUAGGUGAGACUUUACAAGUUGUCUCUCCUGCUGUAGAAAUGUCUGGUACUGUAGACUCUUUACAAGUUGACAGAUUUGUUUCUCCUGCUGUAGAAAUGUCUGGUACUGUAGACUCUUUACAAGUUGACAGAUCUGUUUCUCCUGCUGUAGAAAUGUCUGGUACUGUAAACUCUUUACAAGUUGACAUAUCUGUUUCUCCUGCUGUAGAAAUGUCUGGUACUGUAGACUCUUUACAAGUUGACAGAUUUGUUUCUCCUGCUGUAGAAAUGUCUGGUACUGUAGACUCUUUACAAGUUGACAGAUCUGUUUCUCCUGCUGUAGAAAUGUCUGGUACUGUAGACUCUUUACAAGUUGACAGAUUUGUUUCUCCUGCUGUAGAAAUGUCUGGUACUGUAGACUCUUUACAAGUUGACAGAUCUGUUUCUCCUGCUGUAGAAAUGUCUGGUACUGUAGACUCUUUACAAGUUGACAGAUUUGUUUCUCCUGCUGUAGAAAUGUCUGGUACUGUAAACUCUUUACAAGUUGACAUAUCUGUUUCUCCUGCUGUAGAAAUGUCUGGUACUGUAGACUCUUUACAAGUUGACAGAUCUGUUUCUCCUGCUGUAGAAAUGUCUGGUACUGUAGACUCUUUACAAGUUGACAGAUCUGUUUCUCCUGCUGUAGAAAUGUCUGGUACUGUAGACAUUUCACAAGUUGACAGAUCUGUUUCUCCUGCUGUAGAAAUGUCUGGUACUGUAGACAUUUCACAAAUUGACAGAUCUGUUUCUCCUGCUUUAGAAAUGUCUGGUACUGUAGACUCUUUACAAGUUGACAGAUCUGUUUCUCCUGCUGUAGAAAUGUCUGGUACUGUAGACACUCUACAGGAUUGACAAGUUUGGUUCUAUUGCCACAGAGAGUGAUAGGUUAACAGAUCUGGUUCAUGCCAUGUAGCACCAGUAAAUGUAAGACUUAAAGCAUUGUUGAUAUUAGGCUCCAGACAAUGGAAUGUGAGGCACGCCUGGCAGCCUCAGGGGAUAAUUACAUAAAUACAGCAUCUCCUUCCCACCCAAAAGUCAUAGGUGAAAGUUUAGCUAGAAACAGAUUGUAUCAGUAUAACACACUAGCGAGGAUCAUUCAUUAACUUAAACUUCAGUCAGGGAUAUGAUAUGGAAUCAUGUUUUAUAUUUGUUAAAGAAAAAAAAAAAAAUGGAAAGCAUCACUUGGUCAACGGUCAACCUAGAUAUGGAAAAUUGAAAUCUGUUUACAGAGUUUUAAAAUAAUCAAAUUGAAAACUGAUAUAAUUAAACAAAAGUUUUACUAGAAAUUAGUGUGAACAGGUGAGUCCCAGGUGCUGAUUCUGGCUCUCCUCAGUAACAUCAGGUUUCACAGUCUUGGCAGCAGUGCUACUAUUCGGAAGUGUAACAUUUCCCAGUCUGCAGAUUUUCUCUCAAAUUUGGUUUCAUUUCCUUUCAUAAUUGGCUUUGGUAUCAUUUCACUAUGUGGUAACAUUACUGUCCUGGUCGUCGUCAUGGUUACCUAACCCAAUUACACAUGACUUAAGUAUUAAUUUCUGCGGGAACAAAGUCUUAUUUCACCUGUAAGGCAGGAAGGGAAAUAACUCUUGCUUACAUCUCGCCCAUUUUUUUUGUUUUUUACACAGUUCUUGUUUAUGAUAUCAUUUUAAAAUCAGGUAAAACAGUUAUACAAGAAUUAAAAAGUGUGCAUUUAAAUGAUUGCAAAAACAACGAUUGAGCUUUGGCUUUUAAUGAGUUAUCCCCCCUGUCCAUAGUGGUAUGGCUACCUCGCGAUUUAGGCCAGUAGGUACAGUACAGUAUCAUAUAUAGAACGUUUAUAUAUAUAUAAAAACAGACACAAAUUUAUAUAUAUGUGUGUGUAAAGUUUGCAGAAACAGUGUUUUUAUACAUAUUUUACUAAAGGAAACUUUUAUAGAUAGUAGAUCAAUAUUAGACUGCAAAGCAUUGCAGUAUGUAAGUUUGAAAUAUGUGAAAUUUGACGUAGAAUUUCAAAAUCAAAAUGAUAUAGAGUUUAUAGUGGAAUUUUUAACAUGCUUACAUUGUUUAUAUUUGAUUUUUAACAUUGAUUUAUCAUAACAUCAUUUGAUAAAAUCAUUUAUAUACAUUUUUUUUAGCAUAUAUAUACCUAAAACGAAAGUAGAUUUGUAGAUUUGUCUCGUGUUGUCCCGAUAUUUUGUAAGGACAAACGUUCACCAAUAACCAUAUAUAACCCUCUACAUAGGGUGAGUUUUUAUAAAGGUCACCUUGAAGCUAUUUUUGUUAAUAUUUUCUGUGCAUGAAAACCAUUGUUAUUUAUUGUAAAUAAUCCCCACUGCUAAUGGUAGAUUUGAUGUAGUGUGUAUUAUGUGUCUGAUAAAUAGAAGGAAUUUGUUUCUACCCUACAGAAGGAUCUUAUGUUGACACUCAUUCAUUAUUCUAUAUAUGUUGUCACGAUAAAUGCAGAUUUAAAAAAAUAAAUAAAGGAAGCUGAUCAGGUGAGGAUGACAGUUUAGGUAAGUUAAGGGUUGUACGUUUAUAAUCAACACUUAAAUUAAGUUUUUUUUAAAGAAGUUUUGUGUGAAAACACUUUUUUCAGAUCCUGAUUUAUAAGAAAGAAACCAAAUUAAAAAUGGAAUAUCGGGUAUCGGUUUAGAGCAAUUUAUACAUAAAUCAUGGGAUAUAAGUAACUAUUAUAUUUAAACUACCAGUAGCUAUUUCCGUUCUAACUUUGACUUCCAUUGCACUACAAGCAAACUAAUUCCCUACAUGGAGUCGCACAGCUUCACUUUAGAACUGAAGGUUGAGUGUUUUUCUUCACAUAUUAUAAUACUGGAAAAAUGUCAAAACUGACAGAAUUUGACUAGAGUUUUUUUAAUCCAGUUUAAGUCUAGUUUCAAGCCACUGUUUUUAAUAUUGUUUUUGUACAAAUGUUGUGUGGUGUCAAUUGAUAUUUUAUGAAAUUCAGUUUUUUGGGAGGGUCACUUUUAAGAGAUUUAAAGCUGGUGAUAAAACACUCUCUCAUUAUGAUGUAAAUCAAGUUUGGAUGAUUUAGAAUAGCGACUAAAGUGACGCUUGUAGUUUUAAAUUUCCUGGCUCAUACAUGUUUAUUGUGUCAAGUCAUGUGCUAUUUCACAAAAAAAAUCCAAGUCAUGUUAUGUUUCACACAUCAACACCAAGUCACGUGAUAUUACACACACAUCAAUACCAAGUCACGUGAUGUUAUACACAACAACACAAAGUCACGUGAUGUUACACACAUCAACAAAAAGUCACGUGAUGUUACACACAUCAACAACAAGUCACGUGAUGUUACACACAUCAACAACAAGUGACGUUAUGUUACACACAUCAACAACAAGUCAUGCUACAGCAUUGUUGAGUAUACUCUGGCUUAAUGUUCAGUUUAACAGUGAAUAGAAAUAUAUUUCUCAGCGAAACCGUUUUUGGGGUUAAUUUUAAAUGUGUGUGAACUUGUGUUGAAAUUAAUAUUUAAGCUUAUGCAUGCAAUACUGAGGACAUAUAAGAAUUAUCAGAAGUGUUUAUACUGACUUUUUUAUUCAGUUUUAAGAUUUUGUGACCAAUUUUAACACGUAAAAAUCUCUGGAACAUUUUCACUACACCUGGUCCGCAAAUCGUUUGUGAUGAUCCUGUCAUUGUAUUAAGUUUGCCACUCUGUGGCCACUCAAAUGAUAGGUCUAGUAAAGCCACUAGUGUUGGACGUCCAGUGUAUCGGUUCACCAUCAACUCUGGCUAGUAGCUUCAGUACCACGUGUCCAUUUUGUACGGCUGUAAGGGGAUUUUUCUGUAUUAAAACCAUAAAUAUAAUCGAACAAA